Enterobius vermicularis (human pinworm) is the source of this 1422-nucleotide messenger RNA. The record is from the annotation of a GenBank genome assembly. Lineage: Eukaryota; Metazoa; Nematoda; Chromadorea; Rhabditida; Oxyuridae.
AUGUUUCUCGGCAUUCCUCGAAUUAAUAAAUUUGUUAAUGCCGUGAAAGUUUCCCCAAUCGACGAUUUCACAGAUAGAUGCAAUUACUAUUACACCGUAUUGCUUUUCAUAUUUUUCACUCUUCUGGUUGGGACGAAGCAAUAUUUUGGUGAACCGAUAAAAUGUGCAGUGGAACAACAAGCUCCAGCGUCAUGGACAAGUUAUGUUCAUGAUUAUUGCUUCGUUAUGGAACGUUACAAGUUGACGCCACCGGAGUUCAUGAGUAGCGGUUUGGCUGAAUUUUAUACAAAAAGUGAUGAAUAUUACGAAAAUUACUACCAGUGGACUCCGUUUCUACUUCUUGUCCAGGCGUUUUGUUUUUAUAUUCCGCAUUUUCUUUGGAGAUCGUUGCAAAAACUAAGCAGUCUAGAUAUAGAAAUGGUGGUGGAAGAAGCAAUUGGUAUUCGCCAGCUUUUUGGAGAAGAGCGUCAGAAGGCUACCACCAAUUUAGCGAAAUACAUAGAACAGUCGUUAAGCGUCCCAAGCAAUCGUUGGUGUCGGCUUUUGUACUGUCCCUUAAAGGACAUUCUGCUAUGCAGUACUUGGUUGUACAUUGGCUCAAAGUUACUUAAUUCAGUUAACAUUAUCAUCCAGUUGAUGUUAAUUAGUCGCUACGUGGGAGAUGGAGGUUUCUUCUGGGGAAGAAGGUUUUUGGAGCAGCUGAUAUACGGUAUUGACUGGACUGAGACUGGACAAUUCCCUCGAGUUGUAUAUUGCGAUUAUGAAAUGGUUUCAACAGGGAAUGUUGAGAAAAAGAAUGUUCAAUGUACACUUACAAUCAACAUGCUUAACGAAAAAAUAUACUUAAUACUCGUAGUAUGGUUGUUUUUGCUUUCUAUCUGCACUAUCUCAAAUGCUCUUUUUACGGUUGUAAACGUAUUGGUACCGAGCUUACGCGAACGGCAGACACGUUUUUAUCUAAUGGCAUCUCUCCCAGCAGAUGAGGACGAUGAAUCUCUUGGUGCUCUCUACUAUAGUGAGUAUGAUAGUUUUCCUUCGGCGCUUUUUGUCACGAUGUUUAUAAUGUUUUCUGUUCAUGCUUUUAAACGUCGAAAUAAUUACAUUUCUCGACGUGAACAUGAGCUUUUACCUGAUCGUGGAAGUGAAAUUGAUCAAGACGAGUUGAAAUCAUUUUUUGGAAAUGAAAGUGAACGAACUUUACGUCAUUUUCUGCGUUCUGUUCUGGGUGUUGACGGUGUUCAAUUAUUACGCUUCAUGCACUCACAUGCAGGAACUAUGAUCGCUCGCGAUGUGACGUUUAUUUUGUGGGAGGACUUUUUGUGCGCGAAAAGGUCACAGAAUCAGUUCUGUCAGAGUAGGUCUAGAACUUUCAUUUUACUGAUGUUCGAUUCACUUUCAUAUGUCAUCCUAUACACCAGGUAA